Messenger RNA from Uranotaenia lowii, 851 nucleotides. Its product is annotated as glutamate decarboxylase-like. The transcript is spliced from 3 exons. Gene Ontology annotation, cellular component: cytoplasm. The annotation marks the transcript as partial. Gene Ontology annotation, molecular function: carboxy-lyase activity; pyridoxal phosphate binding. Lineage: Eukaryota; Metazoa; Arthropoda; Insecta; Diptera; Culicidae. The record is from RefSeq and is a predicted model, not a curated record. Gene Ontology annotation, biological process: carboxylic acid metabolic process.
AUGGCCAGAAAACAGUCGCUUUCUAGCCAUUCGGGUCCCGGCCGUCCGGGUUCCAGCCAGCCGAGGUCCAGCCAAUCGAGGUCCAGCCAGCCGAUGAAAUCGAUGGCAUCCCGCAAGCUGUUCGAGAGGGAGCUUUUCGGAGAUACCGACGACAUGGACAUUGAAAACGGCCCUGGUUACGACAUUGGCGUAGACGGUGGAAAGGACAAUGCUCGUCAUCCCCAUUUCUUCAACCAACUGUCCUGUGGCUUGGACGUGAUUUCGAUGGCAGGUGAAUGGCUCACAGCCACGGCCAACACAAACAUGUUUACGUAUGAAAUUGCACCAGUGUUCAUCCUGAUGGAAAAUGUGGUCCUUUCGAAGAUGCGGGAAAUCAUCGGCUGGAAGGGAGGUGACUCGAUUUUGGCUCCCGGUGGCUCGAUUUCCAAUCUGUACGCCUUCCUGGCCGCCCGUCACAAGAUGUUCCCGGAUUUCAAAGAGCAUGGAGCCCGUGCCUUACCCAGUGAGCUGGUGAUGUUCACCUCCGAUCAGUGUCACUACUCCAUCAAAUCGUGUGCCGCCGUUUGUGGCCUUGGAACCGACAACUGUGUCUCAGUGCCCUCGGAUGAGCACGGCAAAAUCAUUCCGUCGGAGCUGGAGCGUUUGAUUCUGGAGCGGAAAGCACGCGGCCAGAUUCCCUUCUUUGUGAAUGCCACAGCCGGCACAACGGUACUCGGGGCCUUCGAUCCGCUCAAUGCAGUGGCCGACAUCUGCGAAAAAUACAACUGCUGGUUCCACAUCGAUGCCGCUUGGGGUGGCGGCCUAUUGUUGUCUAAGAAGUACCGUCAUCCAAGGUUCUCCGGAGUUGAGCG